AUGGGUAAUACAGAAGGUAAUGCAGGGAUAAAAGAAUUACAUGCAAAUUACAUAUAGAUUCGUAAUAUCAAAGAUGAUGCAAGAUAUGGGGAAGGUCGAAUAGUGAAGUAGAAGUAGACUAAAGAAGAAUCAUUUCAAAAAGAGAUGAAUUUAACAGAUGAAGAUAAAUUCAAGAAAGUGAAAAUAAUGUUGGAAAAGAAGUAGAAUAACAAAUAUGAUAACAUAAUAAAUGUUACUAGUAUAAAAGUUUGAGUAAAAUUAUCUAGAGCUUUAUUAUCAGGAAGAUAGUUAAUUCUGUGGUCAAUUUUAUAAAAUAUACAUAUUGUUAGAAUACAUUCCAUUAUGUUUAUACGAUAUAAUAGAAUAGAGAUUAGCUAAGAAGUAAUAAUUGAAGGAAUCUGAGUUGUGGCCUAUUUUAACAGGAUGUAUAGAAGGAUUGUUUAUUUUACAAUCUUAGAAUAUAAGUCAUUAAUCUAUUAGACCUGAAACUAUUUCAUAUAUGGAAUAAUAUCCAUAUGUAAAAUUAAGUGAUCCAACUGUAAGUGGAGUAUUAAGUUCAUUCUAAUAAGUUGUGUAAGAUGAAUUGAAAUAAAUUAAUUAGAAUUACUUAAGUCCUUAGUUAAUGUAAUCAUUAAAUGAUCAAAUUUAACCAUAACAUAAUCCAUACAAAAGUGAUGUAUAUUCAUUAGGAAUGACAAUGCUUUAUCUCUCAACUCUAAAUAAUUGUGAUGAUUGUUAUGAUCUAUCAAGAUCAAAAGUAAUACAUCAAUAAGUUUAACGUAGAUUAUAAUAAAUGGAAUAAUCAUUCUCAACAUAAUAUGUUUAAAUAUUAAGAAAUAUGUUAUUACUUAAUGAAGAAUAAAGACCAGAUUUUAUUUAAUUAAAAUAGGAAUUUUAAGGCAUAUCUAUUCCUCAUUCUCUAUAAAAAUAAUAUCAUGAAGAAGAAGAAAUUAUCUAAUCUAAAUAAGUUCCUAUUAUUUAAGUUGAAUCUUAUUAGUAAGCAGUUGAAAGCUUUUCUAUUCAGUAACCCUAAACACCUUAAGUUGUUAUGUAUUCAGAAUCUAGUGCUAAAUUUAAUAUCUAACAAUCUAAUUAAUCUAUUCCUAAUACCUCAAUUUAAAGAUCUUAAUAACAAUUAAAAAUCUCUCAAUAGACUAAUUAAUCUAUCUAUGUUGAUCGUAAUGGAGUUUAAGAUUUAAGACCUGACAUAUAUGAUCAUAUAAAAAUUGUAAUUCAUUCUAUUAUUCUCUUAGUUACCUUUAUCUGAACAAAUUUCUUUUCCAUCAGAAAUCGAUCAUAAUAUAGGCAAUCAAAUUGGAAUGGAUUAAUUUCUAGAUAUUACUAAUGAACCAGAACCUGAUGAUAAUUAUAAUAAUAACCUUAUGCCUACCACAUCUUUUGAAACUUCUUAAUAAUAUCAAUAAUAAUAUUAACAGAUGUAAUAAUCCAAAUCCAAUAAUUUACCUGUUUCAUAUGAUUCAUAUAAUGUAGAUUACAAUUAAACUAAUAAUUUAUCAAAUCAAAAAAAAUAUGAUUAUUUAUAUGAUAGAAAUCUAAGCAAUCAAGAAAAACUUAUUAAUUAUUAGAAUGAUCUAAAAAAAACAUUUGAACACCUUUCAAUUAAACCUGAAAAAGUAAUCGAAGUCUAUGGAAAUGGAUCUAAAUAUGAAGGUGAAAAACUUAAUGGUUUGAGACAUGGUAAUGGUACCUUCUUUUAUUAAGAUAAUGGAGGAGUAUAUGAAGGUUAAUGGUUUGAAAAUAAAAUGCAUGGAAUGGGUAUAUAAUGAUAUUUAUAUUUAGGAACAUUAUUUUAUGCUUCUGGUAAACCUGCCUAUGAAGGAUAAUGGGUUAAUGAUAAGUUUGAAGGUAAAGGAACUUUGUAUAAUGAAGAGCCAUAAUCCUUAUUUACUGAAUUUGAUUAUAGAGAUUUUGAUCAAGUUGGAGAGUAUUUUUUCAAUUUAACUUUAGAUUUUGGACUAAAUACGUUGGUCUAUUCCAUGAUGAUAAUAAAGAAGGACAAGGUACACUCUAUCUAUCUAAUGGUGAUAAAUUUGAAGGCAAUUUUCUUCAAGAUCUUGUUAGUGGUCCUGGAAAAUACAUUAAAUCUAAUGGAUAAUUUGUUUCUGGGAGAUGGUGGAGAAACAAACUUUAAUAAUGAC
Messenger RNA from Paramecium sonneborni, 2159 nucleotides. The record is from the annotation of a GenBank genome assembly. NCBI's taxonomy places the organism in Eukaryota, Ciliophora, Oligohymenophorea, Peniculida, Parameciidae.